Cladophialophora yegresii CBS 114405 is the source of this 1986-nucleotide messenger RNA. Its product is annotated as 6-phosphofructo-2-kinase. The record is from RefSeq and is a predicted model, not a curated record. The coding region runs from base 1 to 1986 and encodes 661 amino acids. Gene Ontology annotation, cellular component: cytosol. The transcript has 3 exons. Lineage: Eukaryota; Fungi; Ascomycota; Eurotiomycetes; Chaetothyriales; Herpotrichiellaceae. Gene Ontology annotation, molecular function: ATP binding; 6-phosphofructo-2-kinase activity. Gene Ontology annotation, biological process: fructose metabolic process; fructose 2,6-bisphosphate metabolic process.
AUGACAAACGCUUCGAGCACUGCUCAUGAGAGCGACUCCGUCAAUCAUGCCGCCUACCACUCGAGUCUGAUGCCUCCGCCGAAGACGGCAUUUGGCAGAUCCGCGACAACCACAUCAACAAGCAAAUUCCCACCCCAACCCGCGAACGCCCUGGGAAAGGCGCUGACCGAUACCCCUGCGCCUAGUGCACCGAGUAGUCCUCAGAUACAUGCUCGAAGCAGUUCAAUCUCAGGGUCCGCAACACCGAAGAUUCGUGCCACAACGCUCGAUAUUCCUGGCCUAACUCGAUCGAAAGUCUCACCAAACGGACAGAUCUCAGAAAGAGAUGUCGCCGCAAAACUCAUCAUUAUCAUGGUCGGACUGCCGGCAAGGGGAAAGAGUUACAUUGUCAAGAAGAUUGCUCGUUACUUGAACUGGCUACAGCACCCUACGAGGAUCUUCAACGUGGGAGACCGUCGAAGAGUGGCUGCUGGUGUAGGUCCAACCCUCCCAGAUCGGACGACUGCCGCGCUUCGAGAGUCCGUCCGCCGCAUGAGCGCCACCACGCUCGGUCCGCAGAGCGUUGUGGAUCAUGGCGAACUCCUCCCACCUCCUGCGAUCGAGACCAAAAUCCUUGUGAACGGCGAGAUAACAGCCGAUCCCCUAAGCCCGGUGCAGACGAACGGCAACACCACGGUCGACGGAGACCACAAGGACCAUAUCCAGCUCUCUGCACCCGAGCCCAUCGAUCAGUCUGCCACGUUCUUUGAUCCUAACAAUACUAAAGCUAAGCAGAUCAGAGAGCAGGUAGCGCAUCAGGCGUUAGACGAGCUUCUCAAGUACGUGUUGGAGGACGGUGGUUCGGUGGGGAUCCUGGACGCCACGAAUCACACCAGAGAAAGACGUCUGUCGCUCGUCAAACACAUCCGCGAGCGUGACGAGAACAUCAACCUCCUGUUUGUGGAGUCCAGAUGCCAAGACCAGAACUUGCUAGAAGCAAAUAUGCGACUGAAGCUGUCCGGUCCCGACUACAAGGGCAAGGAUCCGGUGGCCUCGUUCAAGGACUUCCAAGCCCGCGUGGAACAGUAUGAGAGAUCCUACCAGAAACUCGACGAUUUCGAAGAGGAACACAACAUGGCGUAUUGCUCAAUGGUGGAUGUUGGUCGGAAAAUGAUAACACAUCAGGUGAAGGGCUUCCUUUCAAUUCAGACUGUUACCUAUUUGAUGAACUUCAAUUUGGCUCCGCGCCAGAUCUGGAUUACCCGACAUGGCGAAUCAAUGGACAACGUCAAUGGCAAGAUCGGUGGUGAUAGCUCUUUGAGCGAGAAUGGCAAAAGAUAUGCCCAGGCCUUGGCGAAAUUCAUCAGCGAACAGAGACAGGCGUGGGAGAAUUAUCAGGCGGAAAAACAGGCCAAUAUGCAUUUUCCUCCGCUUCCGGGUGAUACGACGCCACCGAACCCGGAGUACACCGCUCAGGCUCUUCAGGAGAGGAACUUUUGUGUCUGGACGUCCAUGCUCAAGCGAAGUAUCGAGACCAGCCAGUGGUUCAGCGACGAAGACUACGAUAUUAAGCAGAUGCGGAUGCUGGACGAGCUCAAUGCUGGAUCGAUGGAAGGCAUGACUUACGCAGAAAUCCGGGACAAAAGCCCUCAUGAGUACGAGCUUCGCAAACGUGACAAGCUGCACUAUCGAUACCCUGGCCCCGGCGGAGAAGGCUAUCUCGACAUCAUCAACCGGCUUGGCAAAGUCAUUCUUGAGAUUGAACGAAUGACAGACCACGUUCUCAUUAUCGGCCAUCGAAGCAUAUGUCGAGUAUUACUGGCCUACUUCAUGGGUCUCAAACAAGAAGAUAUCAGCGACCUCGAUAUCCCUUUGGGAAUGGUAUACAGUCUUGAACCGAGACCAUAUGGCGUCGAUUUCAAGGCAUUUCGAUAUGACGCCUCGAUCGAUGCUUUCCGGCACGAACCGGAUUACCGAUUGAGGCGAGCAGUUGACCCACAAGCCUGA